AUAAAAGCACAGUAAAUGCAAAGUCCAGAAGCAUCUUAUGUCACUUUCAACUUACACUAUCUGCCUUUUAUACACUCUGCACUCUCUCUUAAAUUCUCUUCCAUCAAUACUACUACUUUCUAUCUUUCAUUCUUAUGGCAUCCUCUCCACCUGAUCAAGAACAACAACCACCUCAAUUUCCUCCACUUCACUACAGGGUCAUAUCUUUUUAAUUUAUAUUCAUUACUCUUUCAAGUUCUCUUUUUGAUAUUUUUUUUAUACUUAAUAUAUUUUUUUUUUCAGACAUGGGUUUUGAAAGUUUCCAUCCAUUGUCCAGGCUGCAAGAGAAAAGUCAAGAAAGUCUUGCAAAGCAUUGAAGGUGUUUAUACUACGGAUAUUGAUCCACAACAACAGAAAGUUAUAGUGACUGGAAAUGUUGAAGCUGAAACUUUGAUAAAAAAACUGAUAAGGAAUGGAAGAAGUGCUGAGUUAUGGCCAGAGCCGAAGCCUAUAUUAAAAGAGAAAAAACCAAAGAAAAAUGAAAACAGCGAAGACGACGAUGAUGAUCAUGAAGAUGAUGAACAUAAUAAUAAUAAUAAUAAUGAAAAACCAGCUGAACAUGGUCCUCCAAGACAUGGUGUGAGGUUUGGCGGGGUUGAGACUUUUACGAUGGAUGUCAAAGAAGUAAGGCCAGAUGAAAGGCCGCCGGAAAAUAUCGCCGUCGUUGAGAGGUUCCCGGCGCCGGAGCAAAAGGCCGGCGGCGGUGGAGGAGCUAAGAAAAAGAAGAAAAAGAAAAAGAAGAAGAGUAGUAGUGGGAAUAACAAUGCAAAUCCAAAUGCGAGUGCAGGGUCUAAUGGUGCACCGCCAGGUAGCGAAUCAGAUGCUGCGAAAAUGGGUCCCAAUCAGAUGAUGGAUCAAGCGAAUCAAGGCCAUUCAAAUCAGCAUCCUUAUCCUAACCCGUGUGAUCAGCAUCCACACGCUAGUUAUUAUGUUCCUCAGCAGCAUCAGAGUUAUAUUGUGAGUUACAACGCGGCACAUCCUAUGGUAAGCAGUGCGCCGGCAUAUUACUAUGUUCCAUCAUCACCGUACAUGCAAUCUGAUAUUUAUUCUAAGCAACAAUGUACACCGUUAGAUUCUUUUGAGAUCUUGAGUGAUGAAAACCCUCAUGCUUGCUAUAUCAUGUGAUCAAAGUUGAUGUGGAAUUUUGUAUAUUAAGACAAAAUAGUAUUCGAAUUUUGGCAGGAAAUUAGAGUUCUAAUUUCUGUAUUUAGAGUUCAGAUAAGUAGUAAGCAUAUUGUAGAAAAAUGUAAUGUGCUAUACUACUCCCUACUUUAUAUUUCAGCUUAAUUACUAACCGUUUUUGAUACUA
Molecule: messenger RNA, 1348 nt
Organism: Solanum lycopersicum (tomato)
Lineage: Eukaryota; Viridiplantae; Streptophyta; Magnoliopsida; Solanales; Solanaceae
Product: heavy metal-associated isoprenylated plant protein 36
Molecular function (GO): metal ion binding
Source: RefSeq, a predicted model, not a curated record